Molecule: messenger RNA, 8807 nt
Organism: Leucoraja erinaceus (little skate)
Lineage: Eukaryota; Metazoa; Chordata; Chondrichthyes; Rajiformes; Rajidae
Gene: lcorl
Product: ligand dependent nuclear receptor corepressor-like
Exons: 8
Coding region: 61-6297 (2078 amino acids)
Biological process (GO): regulation of transcription by RNA polymerase II
Cellular component (GO): nucleus
Molecular function (GO): DNA binding
Source: RefSeq, a predicted model, not a curated record
GCCGGCGCGGUGACGCCAGACGCAGGGCAGGGCGGGCCGGGCCGGCCGGGCCAGGGCGGAAUGGCGAGUCAGUGCGGCAGCCCCAGGUGCACGGCGGAGAGGAGAGGAUUUCGGCGGGAACUCGAUUCCUGGCGCUAUAAACUCAUACACUGUGUAGGGUUCGAAAGCAUCUUAGAAGGACUUUAUGGACCAAGGUUACUCAGAGACCUCAGUUUAUUUGAUGACUGUGAACCCGAAGAAGUUACUGACUGGUCUAUGAAUGAAAAUUGUUCAUGUUGUUGCAUAAGGAGGGAGAAAGUAAAGGAGCAUAUCUCAUCUGUGAAUGCACCUCCAACACUGACAUCUACUGAGGAAACUCUAUCUCAGGGGCAGUCCCACACUGAACAGCUUGAAUGCCAAGCAGACAAAUUUCUUAAUGCUAUCUUUCAUAAAAAAGACCUUCCUCAGAACUGUGAUCGCAACAUUCCUUUAGUUGCUCAGGAAAUAAUGAAAAGAAUGAUUCGUCAGUUUGCAAUUGAAUAUAUAUCCCGAAGUAAUCGUGUUCCUGAAACUCAAACUGGAUCAGCCGAUGAAUCUGUUUCUGUCCCAGACGAUCCUCCCGCCAACCGAACCCAGAACUCCUUUCACCAGGAGCAGGAGGGACCGUUAGACCUCACUGUGAAUAAAAAUCAACAAAAAUGUUUCCAACAAGCAGAUGGAGUACUUGAUCUGUCAACAAAGAAGAAUAGUUUAGAUUCCACACUUUCAACUGGAUCUUGUCUGACAUCAACCACUACCAAAUUAUCAGGUAAUGGCCUGAAUGCUGAUGCAGGAAGAAUAUUCAACUCUACCAACAAAACUGGUUGUAUAAACUACAAAGUAACAACAUUGAAUGAAAUUUUGUCUACUUUAUGCCAUGUUCAUCAGAAACUUCUUACAUCAAUGCUGAAGUGUUUAAUGCACGAAAAAGGUGCUUUCAAUGUACAACGCCAAGAACAAACACAGUCGCAGCAUCAAAAUUCCCCAUUUAAUUUCAGUGAAAAUAAACAUAAUGAGGAAUUGUAUGAUUGUAAUAGAUUCCAUUGGUGUGAAAAUUGCUCCAUGCGAACUGUAAGAUCAGUUCCUCAUCAGAGUUGUCUGAAAGAUAUACAUUGUUCAUCAUGUAAAAACAGCAGACUUGAAUGCUUUACAAUAAUAAGUAAUGGAGUUUGUAAAGAGUGUAAUAAGAUCAAUCUAUACCAAGUUUGCAGAUCUUAUAAACAUUUUGCUGGAGGCAUUUGUGGCAGAGGAGCUACUGUGCAUGCUUGCAGUCAAUUUUCAGUUGAAGAGAUUUCCAAGACAACAGCAGCAGAAUCUCCUACCCUGACAUAUGGCAUCAAAGAUUACAGUCGACCACGAAGUCCUUCCCCUCCACCUUUAUCACCAGUAGGAACUGACGGUUUUGAAGUAGAUGGAAUGAACAAAGUCAUUUCCACCUUAGAUGCCCAAAAUAUUGAACUUAUCGUCACUCAGCCUCCCUCUCUUUCACCAGAAGAGGAAGAAUGUUGCAGCCCAGGGGUCUCAAGCCAAACUCACAUCAGACCAAAGUCUUCAAAUAUACUUCAACCAAAACUCUAUGAUUUUGAAGUAGUCAGAAAUAAAAAUAGUAGGUCAUCAGAUUCUGAGAAUGAUUUGGAAAAAGGUGAACACUCAGCUUCAUUUCAGGAGGUUAUGGAGCGGAUAAAUGAAAAAUUAAAAUCAAUCGAAACAUCAGAUGAAGGCCAGGUUUUGCCAAACCUUUCCUAUGAUGAUUCUUGUCAAGAAAACAAUGACAGUCUUAAAUUGAGAGAAAUCACAUCCACCUUAUCACACAAAGCAAAAGUCAGUGAUUGUAGCCUAAUGGAAUUACUUAAGCAACAUGAGAAAAAUUGGGAAAACCCAAUCAUUCAAACACGUUUUCGGAAGCGGCAGGAGACCUUAAUUGCCCUGCACAAUUCUCCAGAUUCACUGUCAUUUCGACGUCAGAAGGUACAAAUAAAAAGGGACCUUGCAAAUCUUGAUCAGCUAUUUUUAAAUACAGAAACAACUUUUGAAAAGUUUGGAAGGAAAUUGGCAAAGAGCAGUAAUAAAGAUAAAAGUUCACCGGAGAAGGAAUCUACACUUAUGGAGCAUUACAUUAGAGAAACUUCACAGGAAAAAGAAUCUUUACGAUUCAAUAAAGAUUUUCAGAAAGUUGACAACAUUGUUUUGCAUCCUACCCAUUUGCCUGUCCAGUGUGAAGAUGAAUUUAGUGACUUAACUCCAUCUUUACAAUUUGUUGUUCAUGAAACCAGAGAUGUGACCGAGUGUGCUAAUUCCAAAUUAAGUUCAAACUCAGAUCUGUUAUACUUUCCUGGGCUGGAUGAAAUGAGAAUGGAGAUUCCAAGUGUGAAUACCAAAAUGCCUGAUUAUGACUCUAAGGAAUUUCCUUUGUGUUUACAAGAUUCUGCCAAAAUGGAUUAUAGAUCUAACAUUGGAAGGACAAAACGAAAAAUUCUGCCUCCAGAAAGAUACUCUAUGUAUAUUACUGAACCUAGGAAAAUGUUUUAUGCUGCCUAUUUUCCAGAAAAUUUCCAACGAAAACCUAUUAAGGCAACAAAAUCUGCACCAGAUUGUGAGAGUAAUGCUUGUGAAGUGCCUGACCACGACAAUUCCGUGGGGUUAAAACUCCAUAGUGAAGAAGAGGAGAAUGUAAUUGUGUAUGAAGUUGCUGACAGUUUAGAGUCAACCGCUUCUGCUCAGUGUGAGAAACUGAACGGUAUAAAUAGUAACAGUGAAAGUACUGAUGACUUAUUAGGCAUUGAAGAACAUGCAAGAGAGCAUAAUUCACCUGACAUAAUAGUUCAUGUGUCACAUAAAACAAAUGAAUUUGUGGACCAAUACAAUGACGGAAACAAAAUGACACCUACAGAGUUAAAUGCUGACUCGUUGCAAGUUGCUUGUUCCAUGGAACAAAAUGACUCUGAUAUUUGUAACAAUGAAAACUCAAAACUUGUUGCCAAAUGGGAAACAUUGGAGAAUGCAGUGAAUAACUUAUUUUCUAGUGGCCCUGAUUCUGGUGCAAUACUUAAUUCCAGUUCAUUCUUGGCAAGUGGAUGUCUGGGUGUAAAUCCUCAGCUGCAGCAAAGGUGUCUACAUCAUGCAAUUUGUGAUUGCUUGGUUCAUGAAAAUACUGAUUCCAUAAAUCAUGCAGACAUGAGUAAACAUUGUUCUGUUUAUUACAACAGUCCCAUAAAGCUUAUGUUCCUGUCUGAGAUAAGCAGUGAUAAAGGAAUUAAAUAUACACUGACGUCUGUGACCUCUUCUAAGCUUGACACAAAUAAUCCUAUUUCACAAGUUCAUCCUGAAGAAAUUUACCUUAAAGAACAGGAGGUAAGCAAUUCAACUGGUUUCGAAAAUGAUAAUGUUAUAGAGUAUUUCCAAAAUCCGUCUGCUUGUGAAAAUGAUAAAACAAUGGAAUAUAUCCAAAAUCCACCUGUUUUUGAAAAUGUUAAUACAACAGAACAUUUUGAAAAUCCGUCUGCUUCUAACAAUGGUAAUGCAACAGAAUGUAUGGACAGUUGUUCAGAAAGUUCUGCUAAAAUCUGUGAGGAUGGAAAUUGCAAUGUAGAUACAUCCAAGUGUAAUAGUUCUCUGUGUUAUGCAGAUAGUGAAACCAGUCAGAUGGUAGAAAUAACUUUGGCUUCAGAAGAAGUGACUGAAUCCAUUCUAAAAAGAAAACCUGGACGACCUAAAAAAUUAGGCCCACCAGUAGAAAAGCAAGUUAAGAGGCCCAAGGGCAGACCACCAAAGCCCAAAGUGGAAUUACCAGAACCUGUUGAGAAUAAGCCUGAUGAUGCAAAUACGAAGAAACGCAAUCCUCCUGCCGCAGAUGGUAGCCGUAAUAUUAAAAUUACUGUUGUCUAUGGAAGAUCAAGAAGAUUCAAAAGAUUUGUAUCUGAGAAUGAUAAGGCUUUAACUAAUAAUCACCUAAGAAAUGUUAAUGAAAGUAACUUAAAGCAAAAAUGUGAUAAGCAAAUAAUGCAGAGUAAUGAAAUUGUGCAGAAUUCCUCUAUAGAGGAAUUUGAAGGCAAAGCUGAUAUUUCUGCAUCAUCAGUGAUGGAAUGUGAAUACAGAUAUGAUUUAGUGAGGCCCAUAAAGGAUAAACCUGCUUCAUUUCAUACCACUGGCAAUGCCGUUUGUCCAAAUAGCAAGCCUCCACCAGUUAAAACGUGCAACGGUGGACAGAGAAAACCUGGACGUCCUGCUAAAGUGAAGAUUUCAGGCAUAUCUGUUACUGUCAAUGCAGUAUCACCACGAGAAAGAAAAGUCUGUAUUAAUAGAAUAUUGCCUCCAUUAGAACAGGAGUCCCCACCUUCAUACAAACAAAUUGAAGAUACAUCUAUCAAAUACGGAAACUUAAAUAAAGAGUUGUCUUUGAGCAUUCAAAGUAAUUGUGAAGCCAAAUCAAAGGUAAACCCGGUUGAAAAGAAAGUUAAACGUAUGCUGCUCCUCGGGCAUUUGGGUCGAAUAAAAAACCCAUCUCUGUACUUCCUACAUUCCUUUCCAAAGUCGUCUUCAUUUUCGCAAAGCUGUGCCCUGGUACGUAAAUCUCGAAAACUGCUGUUAAACAAAGCAGGAAAUGAACUUGCUAAAAGCAGGAAGCUGGGUCUUAAAAUGGCAGCUGAAAAUAUCACCUCAAAUGUUACAUUGGAAAGUAAAGAGGAGAAAACCAAGAAUGAACAAAGUGAAUUUGACUCUGGUUUUGAAAUGGCAGCAGAUCCAGUUUUUACACCUGGCUCUCCACUCAGAUGGUGGCACACCUCCACUUCAAAACAAACGUUGCAAGAGGAACUUGAUUUACGAUUUGAACAAAUCAACAGUGGUUGGCGUCCUGUUGAUGCCACAGAAUUGUUGAUUUCUUCUGACAAAAGAAAAUAUCCGACUCAUUUUAAAGGAGUCACUAAAUCAGCGAUGAUUGCAGAUAAUAAGAAUCAGGUUCAAAUUUCGCCUAUCCAAAUGUUGUUUCAGGGGCAUUGCAAUAUGGAUAAAAUCCGUGCCUGGUUCAUGCAAACAACAGAAACUCAUUCAUUGGCCAUUGUGAGAAAAGAAAAUGCCCGUGAUCCUAUUGAGGUUCUGAAUGCUAGAGGAAUUACUGCAUCAGAAAAUCAAAUUGAUUCUGCUACCAGCCCUCAGGCAGAACAUUUGAAAAUGCACCUUAAAAAAUUUGCACUAGAAUCCCCUUUAAAGCCAAGAGGGCAUUUCCAUCUGUCAAACAGAAGGUCAAAGUUUAAAGUUUAUAAACCUAAAAGACUAUUGGUAGAACAUAACAAAGGGGUUUGCUGGAAAUCACACCACCAGAAAUUGUUGCACCAUCACAGAGUUCAGUAUAAGCAAUGGAAGUCGGUUUGCAAGCAUUUGAAUGAAAUUCCACAGUGCCAACAAGACUUGGAAAACAUUGUAGAAAGCAAAAAUAGUCAAAAAAAUGAGUUUGAAAUAAACAACUUUUCAUAUGCAAAAGAAUCCACGUUAGUGACCAAUGGAAAGGAAAAUGAAAACCAAGAUAAAAUUAUAGCACUAAAUAACAUGAGUGCUGGCUUAUCUGGUUGUGCACAUGAACAGAAUUUAAAUUCAUUGAACAACUCAGAAUGUAAAAUAACUGAAAUUAUAACAAAAGAUUCAGAAGCAGACAAAUCUGUUGUGGGCGGGCAACAAGAAAAUAUUGUCAGAAAUAUGAACUGGAAACGGGCAAACUUUAAAGAAUGCAGGGUAUUUUUAAGGAAGAUAAACUCCCUGGAUCAGAGCCAUUUAAGAAAUGUUGGUGUGUGGAAACUAUCGAAAAAUAGCUCAACCAAUAAUAAAGGCACAUGUAACCUGCAGAGGUGCACUGAAGAAAAUACUGAUCCUUGUACUGAAAUAAAUACCCCUACUGCUAAUUCCUUUGAAACACAAAGCUUAAACCUUGCAUGCCAUGAUUCAUGUGAACCAAAAGGGAAGAAAAAGCACUCAAAAAGGACACAUAGUGAGAAUGGGCUAAGUUGUUCACCAUAUAAAAAAGUUAAGUAUUUUGCAAGCAAGCAGUCAACGAUUUGCCAUGUUAGCAGCAAUUGCCUUCCUUCAUUGGACACCCACAGUAACCAAGUAAAUGAAAAUAAUUCACAAAAGGAAAAUGCUGAAAUAAUGAAAGCUAAUGCAGGAAAAGUAAAAAGACAAACCGAUAUCAACACAAAUUCAACAUCACUGAAGAGGAUGAGACAAUCAUCGGUUGAACAAAGGUUAUCGGGUAAUCAAUUACAGUUCCAAAUAGAUACGCUUCUAUAAUCAAAUAAAGAUCCCAACAUCCUGCCAUGGAUGACAUCAGCUUGACAUCAGUUUUAUUUUUUUGCCUCGGGACGUUUACAAAUAGACCAGUAGUUGUUUGAAUCAUUAUUCCUCUAUCAUCUGCUCUCUAACGUUUUUGCAAAUAUGUAAUUGCAUACUAUUGAUAUGUAUUUCUUUUAAAGAGUCUAUUUUCUCCAUUCUUUUCAAAGGAAUUUGUGUUCUUAUUAGAUAUAACCUCUUUGGUAUAAAUAAACAGAGGCAAAUUUGUUAUUCCAUUCCUGUCAUCUCUUUUUGUUUAAGAAGGAACUGCAGAUGCUGGAAAAUCGAAGGAUGAGGCAGCAUUUAUGGAGCGAAGGAAAUAGGCAACGUUUCAUGGCCGAAACCCUUCUUCAGUCUGAAGAACGGUUUCGGCCCGAAACGUUGCCUAUUUCAUUCACCCCAUAGAUGCUCCUCACCUGGUGAGUUUCUUCAGCACUUUUGUCUACCUGUCAUCUCUUUUGUUAGCUUUGAUUAUACGUUGCUCAUUCUGUUAGUUUAAUCUCGACAUGUGACUUUGGACAUAUAUUUUUAUGUUCCUUAAACAGAACGUAAAACAUAGAAAAGUACAGCACAAGAACAGGCCCCUUGAUCCACAAUAUCUGUGCCGAACUUAAUGUCAUCGUCCACGAGUUAAACUAAUCUCUGCAACUGCAUGUGACCCAAAUCCGUGUGCCUAUCUAAAAACCUCAUAAACACCACAAUUAUAUCUGCCUCCACGAUGCCUGGAACUUGUUCCGAAUACCCACCACCCACUGUAAAACCCUUGCCCUGCACAUCUCCUCCUCACCUUAAAGCUAUGCCCUCCAGUCUUUGACAUUUUAACCCUGGGAAAAAUAUUCCGUCUGCCCCAUCAAUGCCUCUCAUAAUUUUAUAAACCUCUAUUAGGUUUAUCCCCAACCACUAGCAUUCUAGGAAAAACAAAUCAUGUUUGUCCAACCUUUCCUUGAAGCUAAUGCCCUCUAAUUCAGGCAUCAUUCUGGAAAAAAACAUUUCUGUACCUCUCCAAAGCCUCCCGAUCCUUCCUGUAAUGGGGCGACGAGAACUGCAUGCAAUAUUUCACAUGUGGCCAAACCAACGUCUUAUAAAGCUGCAAUAUGACUUCCUGACUUUUAUACUCAAUGCCCCAUAUUUUGUUGCAAUUUCUUUCCAACAUAUUAAACUUUUCAAUUCCCUCCAUUUCUCUGUUAACUCAAAAUACUCUUGUGCAUCUUUCAUGAAUGCAAUUUCUCUCUGUCCAUUGUACCCAACUGAUAGUUUGUUUCAUUUAGGUUUUCAGAGGAAUACAUUUAUCAGAUUCUAACGCUGGCCACUUUAUAAAAUGUAACUCUUUUCCUGUCUUUUUGUUAAAGAUUUCCUCCUUGUUAAAUAUUUCCUCACUUCAUCUUUUUUAUUAUCCUAAUUUUUCAUUACUUUGAACUUUCCAGUAUGUGGUCACUAAAGAGUAUGAAUGCAGACAAAAAUCCAAGGGACUUCAGCAAAGUACAAUCAGAUAAAUAUCAUCCUGGGACAAAGAAAGGCAAAGUCAUGAUUAUAACUUGAGGAGGACUAGAAAAAAUCUGAGGUUAGGAAAGAUAUACAUAGAUUUGUUCUCGUGCAACCAAAUGUAAUAAUAAUAAUAAUAAAUUUUAUUUGUGGGCGCCUUUCAAAAGUCUCAAGGACACCUUACAGAAUUUAACAAGAGUAAAAAAACAUAUAAUCGGAGUCAAAUAAAUAAUAAAGACAUCACCAGUACACAAAUUAAAGACAGAAUUCGACCCAAAGACAAAAAAAUCAAAAACACAAUGUGAAGAGAGAGCAGCGGCAGCUAAACCGCGCCAGCGUACACACUCCCUUCCGACAGCCAUCUUGGACACAAACUAAAAUAAUCACUUUUUUAUGUGUGGUAUGGCUACUCAUGGCGUAUACAGUGUUCUUUCAGGGAUUUAGGUUUAUAUGAAGUCGCAUUGAAAAAGAAUGUGAAUAAGCACACUCUGCCUUUAUUACUUUGAUGAUGAGCAGCUGUUCUAAAUUUUUUAAAGCUGCAGAAAAAUUCUCGACAAUUAAUUGCCAAUUUAACUGCCAUAUAAAUCCUGUGGUCAAAUUGGAAUUGCACUAAAUUGCUCUUCUUCAGUCCAAAUAGAGUUACAAUUUUUAAAAAACUAUAGUAUUCUUAAUACUCUAAAUUAUUAAAGUUUGAUUUAUAUAGAUUACUCUAGUAAUUAAUACAAAGAUAAAUAUUGUAGAUGCUUUAUUAUUGAAACUAAAAUAAAAAAAUGUAGAAAAAUACUCAGAUUAGGAAGCAUCCCUCGAGAAGGAGUUUUGUGGUCAGCGGUAAACCAACAUCAUUCACUAUUGACUUUAAUAAAAUAUCAACCCGACCCUUAGUGAUUCAAUGAAAAUUAAAAAAUAUUAUAAGGAGGAUCCUCCAUGGCAAAGCCUUGUGUUCUGUAGAGGCUUGAUAGCAUUACCAUGCCACGUGCAGCAGCUAAAAC